AUGGAAACUCCGAGACCAAUUCAUAUGACAUUUUUACCCCUCACACUUUCUCCAUUUUACUCCAACCCCCCUCUCUUCAUUCAUAAGACAACGCUUCCUCCUUCCCUCAUUGCCUAUCACACCAUGCAGCGUGCGGCGGCCAAACACCAACCACGGCGGAGCUCCGGCGGAGAUGCGGCUGAGGAGGAGAAGGUGUUCAAGGGGGACCAGGAGUUCGCUGACUCGUCAUCGAACUAUUUGAAGACCAUUUUCGCCCUGGCGCUGUGGCUCGGAACCAUUCAUCUCAACGCAGCGUUGGUGCUUUUCGCGCUUUUAUUCCUCUGUGUCCGCGAAGCACUCUUGCUGUUAGGUUUGCUUUUCGUGUUGAUGCUGAUUCCUAUUGAUGAAAAGAGCAAAUUCGGUCGGAAAUUAUCCAGGUGCUUGUUUUUGUUUGCCGCGUGA
Sphenostylis stenocarpa is the source of this 441-nucleotide messenger RNA. The record is from the annotation of a GenBank genome assembly. Lineage: Eukaryota; Viridiplantae; Streptophyta; Magnoliopsida; Fabales; Fabaceae.